CUCCAUACAAACAUUGGUGUCGGAACUGGAAUGAUGGGCGGAGGGAUGAUGGGGGGAGCUGGAAUGAUGGGAGGUACUGGAAUGAUGGGUGCUGGUAUGAUGGGAGCUGGUGCUGGAAUGAUGGGAGGCGGUGGGAUGAUGGGAGGUGGUAUGAUGGGUGGUGGUAUGGGGAUGCACCACGGAUACGGAGGUUCAGAGGUCGAUGGAGGACAGUACAGUAAAGGAAAUCAAAAUUUAAACGAUUUAAGAUAUGAACAAGCUCAUGGUAAUCAAGGCGGUCAGUACAAUAAUGGACAGGGGGGCUAUAAUCAGGGAGAAGUAGCUGCAAAAGACAUGAAGGGAGAUUCUGGAUACUACAGCGGCGCCAAUGGCGGUAAAAAUGUUUAUGAAGACGGAAAAAUGUACCACGGAGCACAGAAAUAUGAUCAAGAAGGUAAAAAUGAAGGCGCUCAAAGUAUGGCGAAAGGUCAUAAGAAGGGACACAAAGUUAAGGGAUUCAAGAACUCUCACCAAAAACAAGAAUCUGGAAAGACAGAGGAAUUCUAUGAUGAGGAUCACGACGAAGGUGGCAACUACAUGUUCAAUAACCAAGCCGGCAGCUUUGGAGAGAAUGCAGGCAAUGCCUACAAAGGAGGUAAAGAGGAUGGCAAAUUCUCUACCGGAGAAGCGAAGAAGGAGGGGCAUUUCAAUCAACAGUAUCUAUUUGAUAAGGCUAAUGGAGGCCAGGGAAGAUAUGGAGAAGCCAAGUACGGAAAUAGUGGAAACAUUUACGGACUCAAUAAUGGAGCUGGAGUUAACAGCAUGGCAGGUCAUCACCAUUCCAGCAAGUUCUUUAAGCAUCAUCCUUUUUAUAAGUACUAUUAUUAAUAGGAUGGUACCUUGGGAAAACAUAAAAUAGGCAAAAGAACUGUGACGAAAUAGGCACAACGACUUUUUUAAUAAGAUGAAGUUAAAAAAUAAAACUAUUUUCAAAUAUUUUGAAAAUAAGUUUACAAAAAAACGAACUACGUAUAUAAUAGAGUAAAAACUAACUCAGGUGAGAACUUUUAAUUUUUUAUAAAAAAAAUGUGAGAACAAAGCAUUUUUUAUAGAUGAGUCAUGAGUCUGUCUAAUUUUGAAAAAAUACUAAAAGUAUGUAUCAGAAAACAAAAAAUCAAUAUUUUUUACAUAUUUUUAUUUAAAUGAGGUCUUCUUCAAUAUACUGUUUUCUUGAUGAUCUAAGCAAUAUUUUCGUCAAUCAUCUCUUUCAAUUUGUUGACCGUGCUAAAACCAUUAUUUAAGGUUUAAUAUGACAAAAAACUCUUAUUUCAAACAUUUUGCGAGAUUGAACAGUAUUUUACCUUAUAAAUACUGGUUUAUUGUUUAUGAAACAGUGGACUCAAAUCUAUCCAUCACAUAUAUUGAUGAAACAAUUUCAUCAAUUGUUCGUGUUAUAAUCCAUGUUGGCAAAACAGUAAAAGUUUGUAAGUUCCAACUGGCAAAUCCUAUACUGGACAUAAUCCUGCACAACACGCAAACUAGAAGAAAUGUAUACCACCUUCUCAAAUGCCUCAAAAAAUAUGGGCCUGAAACUAAACGAGGAGAAAACUAAGAUGAUGGCAUCAACACCCAACAAUAGAGCCAGAAACAUCGGUCACCAAUUCACUGUUGAUAACUCUACCUUUACUUUGAAGUGGUGGACAAAUUCACAUACUUAGGAUCCCUGAUCACCAAGGAGAACAUCAUGAAGGAAGAAAUCAAGCGAAGGAUAAUCCUAGCGAACAAAUGCUAUUUUGGACUGAGUAGACAUAUGAGAAGCAGAAACUUAGCCAAAAAACAAAAAUAACCAUAUACAAAACCCUUAUACAACCAGUGUUGACAUAUGGAUCGGAGACAUGGACCAUCUCCAAGGCAGAUGAAAACCUUCUGCUUAUAUUUGAACGAAGGAUCCUGAGAGCAAUAUUCGGUGGCAUCUGUGAAAAUGGUAUUUGGAGGAGGAGGUACAACUAUGAGGUAUACCACAGAUAUAAACAUAUCCAUCCAUCCAAUGGCACUACAGCCCAAAUCGAGCCUUGGCCUCCUUCAACAAGCUUCUCCAAUCAUUUCGAUUUACCGCUGUUCUCUUCCAUGAACGCGUUCCCAGGAAGUUCCUGGCAUCCUCAUCGACUUCGUCUUCCCAUCUCUUUUUAGGUCUUCCAACAGGUCUUUUUCCCUGCAUUCUUGCAUUCAGCAGUUUUCUGGGGAUUCUAUUCUCAUUCAUGCGGACCACGUGCCCUGCCCACCGUAAUCUCUGCAGUUUAGUGUAUUGUGAUAUAAACAUAUAUUUGGUGGUAAAGACGUAGUAUCUCUUAUAAGAAUAGGAAGACUAAGAUGGGCAGGACACGUAGCAAGAUCACAGCAUAACAACCUUCCUAGAAGAAUCCUUAUGUCACAACCUGUGGGAAGCAGAAAUAGGGGAAGGCCAAAACUUAGAUGGAAGGAUGGUGUAGAUGAGGAUGGGAGACAAAUAGGCGCAGCAAACUGGCAACGGUUGGCAAUGGAUAGGUAAUAGACUUGGGAAGGCCGAGGCUCUUUCAUAGGUCUGUAGCACAAUUGAUGAUGAUACUGGACAUAUAAUAUGUUUCAGGGGUACGUAAACUCCAAUUUCUUUAAGAUUGAAAAACGACUUUGGGCAGGCCAAUCAUUGUUUAAGAUACCGUCUUACCAUUUUUUUGUAGAUCCUAUACGCUUAUUUCUGACGACAUAGCAUUGAUUAGCAGAAACCUGAACAGUUUAAAGCAAAAAUUUAGGAAGUUGUGCAAGAAAGCAUCCAAGAGGGGUUUGGCAAUAAAUCAAAAUAAAACAAAAUACCCAAUAUGCUCAAGAAAAAUACAGUUAAUGUGACAAAGUUAAAUAUUGGCGAAUAAGUUUGAAAAGGUGGAAUAAAUAUGUUGGUGUCUCAGUUAAUGGAACUAAUGAUAGAAGCAUAGUACCCAAUAAAUUAAAGAAUUCUGGCAGGAAACAGAACCUACUGGAAAUACAACAACUUACUCAAAGUAAGUAAGACGCUUACUCAGAAUACUAAACUGAAUCUUACGGAGCAGCAACUCGACUAGUAACCACAUAUGGUGCUGAUGUAAUGUGCCUGACACAGAAAGAUGAAGAAAGAUUGAGGAUCCUAGAUAGAAAAAUUAUUUGGAGAAUAGCAGACCCACUAAACUUAGAUAAUAAUGAAUUUAGAAAACUGAUGAACUACGAAGUAAGAAAACAUUUGAUAGGAGAAGACAUCGUCAGAUGUAUCAAGGCACAAAGAUUCAGAUGGAUGGGAUAUAUAGAAAGAAAAAAUCCAGAAUCAGUUAUUAAAAAAAGCUCCACAUGGAGACCAGUACCACUCGAACCACGAGGAAGACCCAAAACUAGAAGGGAGAACCAGAUAGUCGAGGAACUUAAGAAGAUGGGAGUCAGAGAAUGGGUAACCAUAAGCAAAAACAGGAACGAAUGAAGCAAAAUCGCAGAAGAUGCUAAGUCACACAACCAAUUGUAAAAUCAAAAUGUUAAUGCGUAUUGAUUCACCGCGACAAACGAAUCGGAAGAGCCCAAAGAGGGCGGCAAUCACUCCGCUAGGAGUGCAGAUGCCAUGACGAUAUGAUGAUCUGAUAAUAAAGGUAAUAAGAGACAAAACAUAAGUGAGGACAAAGCACGAGACAAAGAGAGAGGAUGUAGAACUAAACUUAAGAACUAUGGAUCCCUAAUUCCACAAUAUUUUCUUAAUAAUUUAAAAUUAGACAGAAUCAUUGUAAGACUAUUAUUCAAUGUUCGUAUCAUUUAUUCUUUUUAUAUUUCUUAAUAUCAAAGACUUUUUUCUUUUAACUGCCAUAAACUUAGAAGUACACAACUUUACACGCUUGAAAAUAUUUGAAAAUUUUCUUUAUUUGUUCUUACCCGCAAAGAUAUAUAUUUAGUAACAGGUUCAACUGGUACUAGAUCCUGUGAUACUUCCAUGUGGUGAAUGAAUUACUAACAAUAACAUACAUUAUGGACAUGGAGUUAUAAUUAGCUUCUUUUGCAACUUUUAAAACAGCAUUAAUCAUUUAUAUAUUAGUAUUAAUUAGUGAUGUCAAAUUGUGUAAGGCAAUUUAAUGUAUACUUUUAAUUUUAAUAAAUACCUCUUAAGCAUAA
Messenger RNA from Diabrotica virgifera virgifera (western corn rootworm), 4137 nucleotides. RefSeq names its product keratin, type I cytoskeletal 9-like. The coding region runs from base 31 to 867 and encodes 278 amino acids. The transcript is spliced from 4 exons. Lineage: Eukaryota; Metazoa; Arthropoda; Insecta; Coleoptera; Chrysomelidae. The record is from RefSeq and is a predicted model, not a curated record.